Trematomus bernacchii (emerald rockcod) is the source of this 1615-nucleotide messenger RNA. Its product is annotated as glutamic acid-rich protein-like. The coding region runs from base 573 to 1595 and encodes 340 amino acids. Lineage: Eukaryota; Metazoa; Chordata; Actinopteri; Perciformes; Nototheniidae. Gene Ontology annotation, molecular function: nucleic acid binding; zinc ion binding. The record is from RefSeq and is a predicted model, not a curated record. The transcript has a single exon.
UACUAACUUUUUCACACGUUUUUCUACUAACAUAUUUAUUGUUUUAUGUUGUAAGUUGUGUGUAUUGUGUACAUGGUUUAAACGUUUUAUUGUUGGUGUUUUCUAGUGGUUUGGGCGUGUGUGGUUUGUUUGUGUGUGUGUGUGUUUGUGACGCAGCUGCGGCAUGGAUUAUGCCCGGCUGAGCCGCAAACAUGGUUUUAAAAUUUCUCCGAUGACACCGUGCUCGGUGGAGGAGUGCAGCCUGGCUGUGGGGGCCUUAGUGGGGCACAGCAGCAUCAGAUCUGCGGCUCGGAUGAACGGCGGGGGUGGUGAUAUUUGUGGACACAGAGGAUAAAGCGAACAAGGUGGUGGAGACCGGGAUCGUUGUUAACGACACGUUCAUUUCCGUGUCUCCACUAACCACUCCUGCUACAAGGGUAACAGUCUCAAAUAUCCCGCCGUUCAUACGGGAUGACUUCCUGGUGAGAGAGCUGUCUAAGCACGGGAAGAUAGUGUCCUCCAUCAGGAAGCUGUCCUCGGGCUGCAGAUCUCCACUGCUAAAACAUGUUGUGUCUCACAGGAGAAGUGUCCUCAUGAUCCUCAAUAAGAGAGACGAGGAACUCAAUCUGGUGCUAAGUCUGAGAAUGGAUGAUUUUAAUUAUGUUUUGUUUGUAAACUCGGGGACUGCCAAGUGCUUCGGAUGCGGGGAGGAGGGGCAUUUGGCCAGAGCGUGUCCGGGGAAAAAUAAAAAACAGGGGGAGGAGGAAAAAAAUGAAAAACAGGGGGAGGAGGAAAAAAAUGAAAAACAGGAGAAAACUCCAGAAGAGACUCCUGAUGUAAUGACUGCAGCGGGAAACCCCACUGAGCGGCCCCCGGAGCAGGGUGAGGGUUCCUCAAAGCCCCCAAAGCGGGCUGAGAGUCCCUCAAAGCCCCCAAAGCAGGGUGAGGGUUCCUCAAAGCCCCCAGAGCGGGCUGAGAGUCCCUCAAAGCCCCCAAAGCAGGGUGAGGGUUCCUCAAAGCCCCCAAAGCAGGGUGAGGGUUCCUCAAAGCCCCCAACGCGGGCUGAGAGUCCCUCAAAGCCCCCGGAGCAGGUUGAGGAAAAUUUUGGGGAAAAAAAGAUUAAUGGGGAAAAUAAUAAAAAAAGCGACCUUUGUGUUGAUGUGGGACAAAAGGUCGUCCCUAAAAAAAGAGUGGAAACGGCAGAACUCUCUGCAUCUGCUGCAUUAAAAAAAAACAUGGAAGCUCAAGUUUCUACAAAAAAAAGAAAACAAAAAGAGAAAGAAAAUAGCUCUCAGGCCAAGAAAGUGGCAGUGAGUGAGGAGGGGGAGAAAGAGGAGGAAAUGGUGGUGGAGGAAGAGGAGGUGAAGGAGGCAGAGGAGGAGGAAAGUGAGGAAGAUUUGAUGGAGGAUGAAGAGGAUGAGGAUGAAGAGGACUGUGCUGAGGCCAGUCAGCCUCUCACCGACUCACAAUUGGAAAGUCCAUUUUUUAAAGUGGAGCAAAUUAAAGAAUUUCUUAGAAAAACUAAAAACAAGAGACGAGUAAAAAUAGAAGAGUUUUUUUACAGACAAGAGCUUGUUUGUACAGUCUGUAAAAGCUCAGAUGCAUCUCUUCACUGAAAGGGAAUGUUUUCGUUUGA